This is a messenger RNA of Cryptococcus wingfieldii CBS 7118, 1644 nucleotides long. Its product is annotated as eukaryotic translation initiation factor 3 subunit D. Gene Ontology annotation, molecular function: translation initiation factor activity. Lineage: Eukaryota; Fungi; Basidiomycota; Tremellomycetes; Tremellales; Cryptococcaceae. The transcript has 6 exons. The coding region runs from base 1 to 1644 and encodes 547 amino acids. Gene Ontology annotation, biological process: translational initiation. Gene Ontology annotation, cellular component: cytoplasm; eukaryotic translation initiation factor 3 complex. The record is from RefSeq and is a predicted model, not a curated record.
AUGCCAGACUUCUUCCUCCCCCAGAUCCACGACAACCCAGACAGCUCAUGGGGUCCCAGCUCCAGCGCCCUCCCUUCGCAGUUCAAGGACUGCAGCAUCCCCUACGCGCCCUUCUCAAAAUCCGACAAGAUUACCCGUAUCGCAGACUGGCACGACAGCCAAACUGAGGCCGCUGGACCCCGUGCUGGCAGGACAGGCCAGUCUGGCCGACGAACCGCUUACGGCGCUGCUGAGGGCACCGUCUUUGGUUUCGUCCACGAUGAGGAUGACAAGAGUUUCUCUCUCGUCGACAGUGGUGUUCGUGCGGGUGCGAGGGGCAAGGCUCCUAUCAGGGGCAGGAGCACGAGGGGUGUUGCGUCAGCGAGGGGUGCCAGGGGACGAGGUGGCCAGAGGGGCGGGUUCGGUACCCGAGGUGGACGGGGUGGUGGACGAGGUGGCUACAGCGACUGGAACAAGCCUCAACGUACAAGAGACUCUUCUGUCACUAUCGGUACCGAGUGGGAUGUGCUCGAGGAGGUCGACUUUACCCGACUCGCCAAGCUCAACCUCUCUGUUGACGCUCCCGAGGAUCUUGGAUCCUACGGUACUCUCCAUGCUUAUGACAAGACUUUCGACCGAAUCAACACUAGGAAUGACAAGCCUCUCGAGAUUGUCAACCGUGUGAGAUAUAACUCUACCACCAGCGACGACCCCAUCAUCGCCGAGGCAAGUCUUCAUAUACUCGCCGCCCAAGUCUUUGCCACCGACUCUAUCCUCGCCGUCCUCAUGUCUGCCGGCCGAUCCGUCAACUCUUGGGAUAUCAUCAUUGAGCACCGUAAUGGCCAAGUCUUCUUUGACAAGCGAGAGUCUGGUCCCCUCGACUACCUCACCGUCAACGAGAACGCCGCGGACCCCCCUAUCGACUCCGACGACCCCAACAACAUCAACUCUGCCGGCUCCCUCUCCCUCGAAGCCACCUACAUUUCCCACAACUUUGCUUCCCAAGUCUCCGCCUCCUCCAAAACCAAGCCCUACUCUCCCAACCCCAACCCCUUCUACUCUUCCGAUGUCGAGACCGAGCCCCCCGCGAGCACCUUGUACAAGUACCGCAAGUUUGAUCUCUCGGUCGAGGAGGAGGAGCAGUUCGACGUUGUGGUCAGGGCCGAGGCGGACGCUUACUUGGGCAAGAAGGAUGUUCUCGUCACUGUCAAGGCUUUGAACGAGUACGACCCCCGUGUGCAGGGUGGUUCCGGCAAGCCUUUGGACUGGAGGAAGAACCUCGACACCCAGAAGGGUGCCAUUGUCGCUUCCGAGAUGAAGAACAACUCUGCCAAGUUUGCCCGAUGGGCUAUCCAGUCCAUCCUCGUCGGUGCCGAGCAGAUGAAGAUGGGUUACAUCUCCCGAGCGAACGCCAAGGAUGCGCAGAGGCAUGUGGUGGUCGGUGUGCAGAGCUUCAAGCCGGCCGACUUUGCCAGGCAGAUGAACGUGUCGUUGACGAAUGGGUGGGGAAUUGUGAGGACUAUUGCCGACUUGGUGCUCAAGCAGCCCGAGGGCAAGUUUGUGCUUGUCAAGGACCCCAACAACCCCCUGGUGAGGUUGUACAGAGUCCCCGACGACGCUUUCGAGGCCGAGGCCGACGAGGAGGACGAAGAGGACGAAGAGUAG